AUGCCAGCAGUCGAACUGCUCUACGCACGCGACGUGUUCGCUUUGACAGAUGAUGAGCUCGAGACCUAUCUUGCCUCGACCUCGCAGGGCGUACAUCAUGAGUUCAUCGUCCGGGAUCCUGAGAGCUUAUUCCCGUUUCCGCUUGUGUUUAAAGAUCGACUAUUGGCCGCAUCAGCCCGCUUAAACAAGAAGCUGAAUACGAAACCGGUCGAUGUGAUGAACCUCACAGCUCGUUUCUUAUCACUAGAAACGGUUGAACCCUCAUCUCGACUUCCUCACAACUUACGCGCUGCUUCAGGCAAGUUUUCAAACCCCUCGCUCUCAUCAACAGCUUCUACCGGUUCGACCAUCGACGAACCACCCUGCCAGUAUGCCCUGAACCAAGAGGAGAUUGCAUACAAUGAGUUGUUGAAAGAUGGUGGUCGUCCGAUUUUUCCGAUAGAGAAUCUAGAUUUCGAAAUACAAACUGCCGAAUCGACCCAAGGAGUACUGGCAUUCUUCUACGACUACCGACAGCCAAGCUCAAUUGACAUAUAUCGUACGCAGUUGUAUCACUGA
Messenger RNA from Pseudovirgaria hyperparasitica, 558 nucleotides. RefSeq lists its product as uncharacterized. The transcript has 3 exons. Lineage: Eukaryota; Fungi; Ascomycota; Dothideomycetes; Acrospermales; Acrospermaceae. Bases 1 to 558 code for a protein of 185 amino acids. The record is from RefSeq and is a predicted model, not a curated record.